AUGUCUUUACUAACCCAGGCGUCUUGUUCUACUGUGUUUGGGAUUUUAGGGUCUCUAGAAAAAAAUGUUUUACACGUGUAUACGAGAUUUAAUUAACACAGAGAAGGUAACGGCAUUUUAAAAAAAAAUCGAUUUCAAAUCCUGACUAUUAACUUCCAUUAAAAUCGAGGACGAAUCGCAGGGAGAUUUUAAAAUGCCCAGAGCUGAUUCCUCUAAAUUGAACAAAAUCUGCGCUGGUAUUAAAGAAAAAACUAUGAGUUAAACUUUACAACGGGGAAAUAAAAGGUUUUGAGGCGGGCAGAUUUCUGCGGCUCCUGAUGUGGCACUGAUAGUAAAGAAGGUUUUCACUGAGCAACGAGAGGGUUUUAAUCAAGCAGCAAGAUUGUGGGAGUUUCAAAAAAUUAAAAAUCAAUGGUCUGUCAUGUUAAAUCGUGCCUCUUUUUUCUAUCUCUAUUUACUUUCGAAAUUCCUAGCACAGAAGACUAAAUAGAUAAUAGAAACUAGCUUCUAAAAUUAUUCCAAGUAGAGUUCUCUUUCACUGACUAAAAUACUUGCAGUGAAAAAUAUUUACUAAUAGAUACGUAUACGUAUGUGUGAAUAUGUGUACAGUACGCACAAAGACCCCUUUAUUCGGAAGGAAAAGCUAUUUGGGUUACCGGUCUGAAUAGUCCCAAAUCGCGAAAAUAUUAAUGUCAAAUGACCGCCCCAACAUUGUAUUUAUCUGAAAAAAAAGCCGCCGACCAUAAAACUAUAUAGAAUUUGACUCCACUUGGAAAACUACUAUACAAUAUUUAUUUUUAAUAGGUACCUGCCAUUUAAAAUCGUCAGUACAGCUUUUCUUAAGCGACUGCAACACAGGACUGUAAUUGUUGCCAGUAUGUGAGGAUUUAUAUUUUUCAAUAGGUUUAAAUAUGCAUCACCCUAAAAAGAGGUCGAAGUUGUUUCUGUAUUUAAAAAUCUAUAGCAGAACAGAAGAGGAAGGAAUUAAAGAAUAAAAGAAAGCUAUUGAAAAUAAAAGCAAAUGUUUUCCUCAAACUCCUGCAUUAUUCCUGGUUUUGUGGUCUGCAGCCGAUAGCCCGUUACAAUUGGUACAUACUAAUGGAACUGUGAGAGAAAUGCAAUAAUUUUGCUAUAAUGGGCUGUAACCUCGAGUCGACCCCAGCCCUGCAGACCCUGGCUGGAAGCGUGAAGAUCUAACUAGUCUCCAGAGGGUGGCGCAAGAGUCCGACUGACAAUCAGGAGCUGGAAGCGGGAGCGCGCCUUGGGCGCGCGCGCCAACCCUCCAGCAUCCACCCAGCUCCCCCAUUAGUGCACGAGUUUACCUCUAGAGGUCAUCAGGCAGGAUUUACGACUGGACAACAAAAGCACGUGAUUUGAAGUCGUACCCCAUAUUUGGGUGCCUACGUAGGAGGGAACCAAGUACAUGUCCCAGUCAUUUCCAUAAUUCAUCAUAAAUUGUGCAAGGGUGCUAUAGACGCACAAAACGACCAAGAGCCACAAAUCAAGCACACAUAUCAAAAAACAAAUGAGCUCUUAUUUUGUAAACUCAUUUUGCGGUCGCUAUCCAAAUGGCCCGGACUACCAGUUACAUAAUUAUGGAGAUCAUAGUUCCGUGAGCGAGCAAUACAGGGAUUCAGCGAGCAUGCAUUCCAGCAGGUACGGGUACGGCUACAAUGGCAUGGAUCUCAGCGUUGGGCGCUCAGCUUCCAACCACUUUGGUGCCAAUGAAAGAUCUCGCAAUUACCCAGCCACUACCACCUCUGCAUCGACAGAGCCCAGGUAUAACCAACCUGCAACGUCUUCACAUUCGCCUCCACCUGACCCUCUGCCCUGUACCGCCGUGGCCACUUCGCCUGUCAGCGAGAGUCAUCACGGGGUGAAAAACUCCAUAGCUAACUCUACCAGCACUUCGUCCAAUUCCAGCAGCAGCACUCACAUAAGCAGAGAGGGGGUUGGCACGUCGUCUGGCACUGAGGAUGACACCCCAGCAAGCAGCGACCAGGCAAGUGCCCAGAAUGACCAAAGCACAGCUCAGCCUUCACAGCCCCAGAUCUACCCCUGGAUGCGAAAACUGCACAUAAGUCAUGACAACAUAGGGGGACCAGAAGGAAAAAGGGCUCGGACUGCUUAUACCCGAUAUCAGACCCUGGAGCUGGAAAAAGAAUUUCACUUCAAUAGAUACCUGACCCGCAGAAGAAGGAUUGAAAUAGCACAUGCUCUUUGCCUCUCAGAGAGACAAAUAAAGAUCUGGUUCCAAAACAGGAGAAUGAAAUGGAAAAAGGAUAAUAAGCUGAAAAGCAUGAGCAUGGCAGCUGCAGGAGGGGCUUUUCGUCCUUAAGAAAUUGAUCAAUUAAAAAGUACUGAGCAGUAUUAGUUGACCCUGCGCAUAAUGUCAGUACUAAGUUGACUUUCUAAAACUUCCUUGUGUUACUUCUGUGAAGAAACCUUGUUCUUGUCGCCCUAAUUCAUCUUUUAAUCAUGAGCCUGUUUCUUACCAUUAUAUCGCGUGUAUAAGUAGAUCUGCUUCCCAUACAUUUCUUUGUCUUGAAUGGCUUUGUCUUGAAAAUUUAGAUGUUUUAACUUAUUUAUAUGAAGCGAGCUGUGUUACUUGAAGUAACUGUAAAAAAGAGAGAGAAUUCCCCUCCUUUAGUACAAAUGUUAUGUGUUGCACUCAAUUUGCUUAACUGUGCAUGUGUGUUUAAGUGUUAAUAACUGUAUAGCUCCAAGCUGUUAAAAUAUUUUUAUUCAAACUACCUAUAUAAUUCUUGUGUAAUUAAUUCUGUUGUAGAGGUGAAAUGAUGAAAUACAACUGAACUUGUCCUACGUGUAGUGAAUAGUGAAUCUGUGACGAAAACUGUGAUUCCAAGCAGUAUGUCCUUGCUGUGCCUUUGUAUGACUCUUUGCACGAACUCCUAGAAGUGGCUCUUAUUAAGCGCAGCAUCAGUAAUGUAUGUUUUUUGUGAACAAAGUUACAAAUAUAGUCAAAGUCUGGCUGUUUGAGCAAACUGUGAUCAGCUUUCUUUUUUUUUUUUUUUUUUUUUUUUGCUUUUUUUUGUAUUUGUUUUUUAAAAAAACUGACUGGAAACAAACAGACAAAAAUAAAUAAAUAAACUUUCUAUUGUAA
Chelonia mydas (Green sea turtle) is the source of this 3124-nucleotide messenger RNA. It is a transcript of the gene HOXA5, whose product is annotated as homeobox A5. Gene Ontology annotation, cellular component: nucleus. The transcript is spliced from 2 exons. Gene Ontology annotation, biological process: regulation of transcription by RNA polymerase II; anterior/posterior pattern specification. The record is from RefSeq and is a predicted model, not a curated record. Gene Ontology annotation, molecular function: RNA polymerase II cis-regulatory region sequence-specific DNA binding; DNA-binding transcription factor activity, RNA polymerase II-specific. NCBI's taxonomy places the organism in Eukaryota, Metazoa, Chordata, Testudines, Cheloniidae. Bases 1526 to 2338 code for a protein of 270 amino acids.